AUGGUGAGAACCCCCGUGUGUGACAAAAAUGGACUCAAGAAAGGAACAUGGACUCCGGAGGAAGACAAGAAGUUGGUUGAUUAUAUUACUAGGUAUGGCCACUGGAACUGGCGUCUUCUCCCCAAGUUCGCAGGUCUUGCCAGAUGUGGAAAGAGUUGCAGACUUAGGUGGCUGAAUUACCUAAGGCCAAACCUCAAAAGAGGGAACUACACCCAAGAAGAAGAGGAAACUAUUAUCAAGCUGCAUCAGGAUCUGGGUAACAGAUGGUCUGCCAUAGCUGCUCAGAUGCCAGGAAGAACAGACAAUGAAAUAAAAAACCAUUGGCACACAAACCUCAAGAAACGAUCUCAAGAGUAUUCAGUCGCAGAAACUGAGGUAUCCAAGUCAAAGGACCAAUCCCCAACUCAACUAAAUUCAGAUCCUUUCCAAAGCUUUCAAACCACACAAGAAUCUUCACCAUUGUCUCAGCAUUCUUCCUCCACAACCUCAGGGUCUACCAGCAACGAAAACCUCUCUCUCGAAGAUGAAUUUGCCUUUCUUGAUGCAGACGCUGGUCUUGUGAGUGGAAACUUCUGGGUAGAACCAUAUCUGCUUGAGCUUGAUAUUUCCUACGACUUGAGUGAACCCGAGCACUUUUGUCCAGUCUUUGAUGCAGAACUUUGGAGCUAUGAUAACUAA
Messenger RNA from Abrus precatorius (Indian licorice), 678 nucleotides. RefSeq names its product transcription factor MYB13-like. Bases 1 to 678 code for a protein of 225 amino acids. NCBI's taxonomy places the organism in Eukaryota, Viridiplantae, Streptophyta, Magnoliopsida, Fabales, Fabaceae. The record is from RefSeq and is a predicted model, not a curated record. The transcript is spliced from 3 exons.